Aethina tumida (small hive beetle) is the source of this 1606-nucleotide messenger RNA. RefSeq lists its product as uncharacterized. The transcript has 6 exons. Lineage: Eukaryota; Metazoa; Arthropoda; Insecta; Coleoptera; Nitidulidae. Bases 431 to 1144 code for a protein of 237 amino acids. The record is from RefSeq and is a predicted model, not a curated record.
AACAGAGAGCAUCAUCGUCGCAGUCUCAGUCUCAGUCUCGAAGCCCCACGCUCCCACGCUCCCGCUCAGAGGACGAGCACACGAGUAGCGCAGAGACAAAAUCCGUGGGCCGCCAACGACGACAACGCCGACAACGCCGACAACGCCGACAACGAUCCUUUCGUUCCAUUCUCGAUGUGUCCGGAACGGCGCGACGGCCCGCACUUCACACCGCAUCAGGCUCAAGGAUCCGACGUCCGUCGGCGACGUCGCCAGCACGCGUAAAAAAACUUUCGCGAAGUGCGCGGCGAAACCUGUACGGGUUGUUCGUGUGUACGAAACGCAUCGAGUGCAGUGCCCGAUUAACCGACCCUGUGAAGUUUUAAAAGUUUAAUAAUAUGUUGUUUUUGGGUGAUGCUCCACGCGGCAUUACUCGCACUUGAUCUACUGGAUGCACCCUUAUGUAACUAGAAACACGUGUAAACUCUCUAUACGGAAAUCCCAACUUAUUACAACUGUAUUGAUAACCAUAUUGAUUAUGUUUCAGACCUGUUACGCGAUUAGUAGCAACAACAUCUGUUCUGUAAAUGCAGUGAAACCGGCAAAACUGUUCUUACAGGACGCAGGCAAAUAUUUAUAUACCAACCACACCAGAGUAUCGAUUAGCGAUGACAUUACAGACAUCGAACGGUUUAAUUUAUGGAUGGUACCGAUUGGUUCCAAAAUUGCUCUUUACGAUCCACACACGAAGAUGUUCAUAUGUCUUCAAAAGAGAAGACCACCAAAUAACACAAGGAGAACACCCCCAUACAACAACGUCGCAAAGAAGUCACCGUCAAACAACAACAAGAAACCAGUAGCGUUACAAAUAAAGAAAUUUAUAAACCAUGCGGACCUGUGCGCCUUCGAUGAGAAGCCGUUUGGUGGUUCGUUAACAUAUUUCCACAAUUCGAAAUUGAACAGGAACCUUGAGGUAGUAACGAAUAGACAUUGUGACGGCAAGAAGAAACAUCGACACUGCAAACCACAUAUACAUUUCCUGGUGAAAAGGAACGACGAAUAUUGCGAUAAAGUCACUCGUGAAUUUUGCGAUGAACUUGAGAAAAUGGGAAAGAAGGAACGGUUUUGUAGAAAAGUGUAUAAAAAGAAAACUUGUGUGUGUUGAAAGCAAUGUCAGUAUUUUGUUAGUUUAAGUGUAAGUAUUGUAUAAAUUAGUUUAUGCAUUAAUCUUUCGAUUUUAGAAAGAUUGUAUAUUGUUAUUUAUUAUUAAUAUUUAUUAGAAUUUAUUUAUAAAUGCAAUGCAUGAAAAUUAACCCCCAUGGGGUUUCUAAAUUUUAUAAUUUAACUUUUCUAUUUUUUUAUAUCAUUGUAUUAUUAUACCUCAAAAAUAUAUGUUAUCGAUUCUUAGAUAGUGCCAUAACUGCCUAUGUAAUACCAAAUAUUUGAGGACACGUAAAUUUUUUUAUGGCCUUUAACUAAUUGUACCUACUUCUAUAAAAUAUUAGGAAUGAAUCGUUUGUUUGACUUGAUUGUACAAAAUAUUGUAAAAGCCACAUACAAAAAAAACUCAUUCUUCAAGAUCUGUGCCAUACGGCAACCUGGUUUACACAUUCCAAUCUAAUAAAAA